AUGGCUGAACUGCUAAAAGAGGAAUUGAUUUCUGUUGGCUUGGAUUUAACGAAAUGUAUAGAAAAUUCUACUGAUGGAGCGUCCAAUAUGCGAGGAGUAUAUAAUGGUUUCACUUCACAUUUAAGUAAAUUAUCGCUUGAACAAGUUCAUGUGUUGUGUCAUAGUCACGUUUUAAAUCUUGUUAUUUGCGAUGCAACAAAAAAUCUUGUCCAAGUAGCAUCAUUUUUUACUUUAUUAAAUAGUUGUGCGGUAUUUUUCAAAGAAUCAUAUUUGAGGAUAGAUAUUUGGAAUGAAGUUAGCAAGACAAAUUCAGAUAACAGUCGAAAUAAGCGUCUUCGAACCAUUGGGGAAACUAGAUGGUCAUCAAAACAGACUGCUGUUGAGAGAAUUUUCGGAACAUUUGGAGAUACCAAAAGUUCUAUGUAUGUAGACUUGAUAAUUGCUUUCACUAAAGUUGUUCAAGGGGAAAAAUUUAAACCUGAUAUAAGAGCAAAAGCAAACAAUUAUUUAGAUUUACUAUUAAAGUAUGAGACUAUUUUGACAGCACACAUAUUUAUGAAUGUUUUUAGUAUAACGGGCCCACUAUCUAGAUAUCUACAAAUCAGUGGAUUAGACCUUCUGAAAUGUCAACAAAUGGUAAAAUCUGCACUGAGUCAAAUAGUUAAGUACCAAAAAGAUAUGGAAAAUAUUAUAGCUAAAAGUGAUUCAUUUGUCGAAUGGGUAAAUAAUCAACUAGAAUUGCAAGAUUUGGAUAAUGAAAUUUAUCUCCAAGAACAAUUCGAAAUCAAACGAUUAAGGAAAAAAAACGAAUGA
Molecule: messenger RNA, 813 nt
Organism: Acyrthosiphon pisum (pea aphid)
Lineage: Eukaryota; Metazoa; Arthropoda; Insecta; Hemiptera; Aphididae
Exons: 1
Coding region: 1-813 (270 amino acids)
Source: RefSeq, a predicted model, not a curated record